AUGCAGCACACCAGAGGACAAGAGUCUGAGUUGGCGAGGACGCUCUCGCGCUCGCGCUCUCGCUCCUGCAGCACUAGUAUUUCGAGCGACUCGCAACUCUCCCGCAUUCAUCUUUUCGCCCCUCCAUCUGUGAAUCCGCCGCCAUCCUUUAUCGCGCCCUCAUCCGCAUCUCAAAUUAUUACUACCGACCAGGAGUUCAAUGCUGCCGAUUUCUUGGCCGAUGACGAUGACGACUCCGGUGCCCUCGUCACAGCUGAGGCCUUGUCUGCCCUCAAUGGAUUCCUCGAUCACCUUCUUUUCAAUAUCCUCGCAUCUGCCAAAUCGACGCAAUUGGCUUCGAUCCGACCUGCUGUCGCCGAUGUGCUGAAGCCCCGGCUAGCAAAAGAAGUGGUUUCUGUCGCGGACGAGGAACUAAGCGAGUAUCUCGGAGAGCCGGAGGACGAGCAGAUUGAGUUUCGAGGUGGCCAGACACCGAACGGUGAAUUCGACUUAGUUCGCACUUGGAAAUUGACCCGCUUGCGAUGCAUGGUAUACACGCGCCUUGGUGAUAUGGAAGAAGAUGACGAGGAAGAAUACAUUUCUCAGGAAGGCCUGGCGGACGAUGAAGGCGCACCGCGGCGGUUCACCAACCAUAUCGGAAAUAUCACUCCUGCCGCAGCCAUCUUUCUAACUUCCAUCAUCGAGCAUAUUGGAGAACAAGCCCUUGUGAUUGCCGGAGAGACAGCUCGGUCUCGGCUGUCACCCAGAUUAGUGUCUGAGUGUGACGAAAACGAAGAACUUGAGAAAGAAAGGGGCAGUAUGAAUCACUUGGUAGUGGAAGAGCUGGAUAUGGAGAAACUAGCACUGAACCCAACACUUGGACGGCUAUGGCGAACAUGGAGGAAGCGUACACGUACGCCGAAUCUUUCUCGGAUGACAUCGCGAGACUCAAUACGGCGACGUGGCACUAUUGGCCCUAUUUUGCAUAGUAGAAAAAGCAGCUUUUCCGUUGCCGAUGACGCCCAAAGCCAAAUUUCAACUCUCGUUGAGGAGAAGACCAUCGUUGACCCAGCAUCCGUUCCCUUGCCUGUGGAUGAAAAUGAUGUCCAAGAACUUGAGGAUCCGGACCUUUCGCCGGAUAUGGAGGGCGGCGAUAUUCAGACCAUGCAAGCCGUGAUCGCUCACAAAGUCCGCCCCCACAGUCUGAUGGUUCUCACUUUGCAAUCCCCAAGAACACCAACCUCGCGCGCAAGUUCGCCUGCAACUCCUGUUGCGCGCAGCUCAUCUGCCACCCGCCAUACCCGGUCCCGAUCCUUGCCCAGCGCUCCUUACCCCCCAGACGUUCAGGAGAAAGUCCCACAGCCUGAUCAAGCAUCUCGCCGACCCUCCCCCACAGCUUCCGAAGAGCGGCGCCGUCUAGAGACCAUGUACGAGGAGCGUGAGGAGACGGAAAAGGCGGGAAAGGAUGAACAAGAGACCUUCGAUGCUCAGAAGGUUGAAGCUCGUCCGGCAACAGCGGGGGCUUCACAUGAAGUAGAGAAACAAGAUUGGCCAUUGCAAACACCCGAUUCGAAUAGCCUUGCUGAGAACCGGAUCAGAAACACCGCUCAGGAGACGACCAGAGAACCCACUGAAAUUGUGACUGAUCUAGUCCCCAGCGGUCCGCAGGCACCAUCAACAUUCUUUAUUGAAAACGACACUGAAGUUAUUGAAGGGCAAGGGAUGGUAGAGAAGCCAAGCUUGACAUCCGUGCAGCGGCCAAAGCGCAAGCCGAGCAAGGAUGUUACCAAAGACCAGCGUUCAAUCACCUCUGCACCCUUUUCGACCGAUUUAGUGGCGACGGCUGCUGUCGUGUAUCCGACAGAAAAACAAAGUGACGAUGUAUCCACUUCGGUGCAUCCUGUUCCUGUCCGCAGUUCUUCCUCAGGGUUGAGUGCGAGUCUCCCUCCUACUCCAGUUCGUGAAGUCCGCCCAUCGCUGGAAAGCGUCCGAGGAUCGAGGCCUGCUUCGAACUCCGGUGAUAGCGUACGCUCCAACUAUUCACGGACAUAUCAUCGUCCCAGUCCUCUGGUCUUGACGAAUGGUAACCAUCGUUCCCCGACGUCAUCUGUCUCAAGCUCGAUGACAGAACGUGCUGCAGUGCAGCGUAUUUCAACAAGGCCCUCGACUUCCGCCGCCCCGUCGAUUCAGACAACCACUCUUACCAAACCGCGCAGAUCUGGCAGCUUCGGUAGCCACCGAGAAAAGCGCCCAAUGACUGCCGGUUCAACCACGUCUCAAGUUUCAACUAAACUGAAGGGCCUGAUUAGCCGACCAGCCGAGCCGGCUCCUCUACGUCUUCGUAGUUCUUCCGAAACGAGCAGGGCAUCUGCCACCGCUGGAGGAGGUCCGUAUGACGAUACCACCGGCCUGGAUGAAUUGAUCCGCAGCGAAGAAACGCUCCACUAUACUCUGACCCCGAGGAGCGUUCGAGAGAUGGAUUUCCCCGAUGUGCCGAAAUGGAAAGCGCAGAGAUCACACACGGCAGAGUUGGCGGACUUCUUGAAGAGCAAUGGCCCGGACGACGCACCAAAUUCGCCAAAUCAGUCAAAUACCAAGGCUAUGGUUCCCCGAAGGGUCACAUCAGAUGCGCAACCUUCGCCCAAGUCCAGAGCCAUUGACGUGCCCAAACACUCGCCAAUUCAUGCAGUUUCGAUACCAAACAGACAAAAAACGAAAGCUCCACAACCUCGUGACGCGAGACCCAGCCUUGAGUCGAGCUCCGACUUUGCACAGUUUAUCAGAAAUUCCGGGCCCAGUAGCCCCACAGCUACUAGUCCCUCAGCUACUAUCAAGUCUGCGCCUGAUCGUAGGUUCUCUGAUGCCACGGAGUUGUCGAAGAGACCUUCUCGAGCCGACAGCUCUGUCUCAAGAAUGUCAGCACGCGGACCCAGACUGCAGGCUCGACCGGCUGCAGUUCCCAAAGGUGAAGUAACAUCUGACUUGAUCGAUUUUAUUCGUGAAGGUCCACCAACUGUGGGUGCCCGCCGCAUCCCGCGCACUGUGGCGCCUUUCCGCAGCACAAUGGAUUCGGAUGAUCUCAACUAUGAGCAGGGUACUCCCUCAGUCACCAGCACUCAGGGAGAGUCGAUCGCAACCAAGUCACAGAUCUCUGUUAGUUCCCGCACCGGUCUGCUCGAGUCAGCAAAUGGGGCAGGCGUCCGCGCAGGCCCUCCAAAGGUGCAGCCGAGCUCUUCUGCUAGACCCAAUGAUGAAGAUCCCCGUCCUAAGCGGACUCAACGUCGUGUACCAGACCCCUAUGCCAUUGAUUGGGACGAUGACGAGUUUGAGGUGAUGCUAGAGGAGCCGAAGCCGAAGCGCGAGGAGGAAAGCUUGAUAGACUUUCUACGCAAUGUACCUCCUCCUCAAGCGGAACCUCAGACCCAGCCGGUCGCCCUGAGCAAUCCCCCUUCCAAAGCGGUGACGGGCGGCCUCGGAGGCGCGUCAGGGAUGAAGGCUCGACUGCUUCGCAGCAGCUCAUCGGAGAAGACCCCCUCACUAAAGUCUUCUAAGAAUUCUCUGCGAUACCAGCCUGAUCAGCACUCCAUAGGAUCGUCAAAUUACACGACCAAGGUUGGCGCGGAACGCCGUACAGGUGCCUCAUACGGCCUCGCCGCGGUCACAGAGCGACAGACAGAGACCAGUGCACUAGCUGACUUCCUCCGUAACACUGGACCACCCGAACCCCCUACUCCUCGCGCUCCACCACCGAAGGAAUCGAGUUUCUCGCGUCGUCUUUUCAUUCGGCGGAAGAAGGUUGAAGCCUAA
This is a messenger RNA of Aspergillus calidoustus, 3786 nucleotides long. NCBI's taxonomy places the organism in Eukaryota, Fungi, Ascomycota, Eurotiomycetes, Eurotiales, Aspergillaceae. The record is from the annotation of a GenBank genome assembly.